Molecule: messenger RNA, 1398 nt
Organism: Kluyveromyces lactis
Lineage: Eukaryota; Fungi; Ascomycota; Saccharomycetes; Saccharomycetales; Saccharomycetaceae
Gene: REF2
Product: RNA-processing protein REF2
Exons: 1
Coding region: 1-1398 (465 amino acids)
Source: RefSeq, a predicted model, not a curated record
AUGAGCGGCCUGAUACCAGAAAAAGUCAACAUAACGCAUGCGUUACAAUCAACCGUGAUUGAAAAGAUCAAAUCAGACAUCAAAGAAUAUCAAAGCUUACCAGAACUACAACAAGAGCAAAUGGAAGUAGUGGAUAAUUAUAUAGAUUCAUUAGAUUCAGCAUUCAAUCAAUUUUGUAUGGACAAUGACCAUGUUGAAAAGCGUAAAGAUGGAGUAACAAAUGCUGAUGUAGAGCUGUUUGAAGGGUUGAAAAAGAUGUAUUUAACAUAUAUGAGCCAGUUAUCUGAAAUCAAAAAGGAAAGGAUACAACAAGAUCAAGAGGUCAGUAAAGAUAACCCACAGGAAUAUAUGCAACAAGAAUUGCCAUACUUGCAGCCAUCAGAUAGAAACAGUUAUAUCAAAGAGCUAUUGGAAAAAUCCCAGAUACCAUUGGCAAAAAAUGAAGAUCUACUGAAAAUUGUUCAAAACCUUGCUAUAAUCGAUGGAACUAUGAAAGACAAUCUACGACUUUAUAGACAACUUCUUCUAAAAGUUGGGUACGACGAAAACUACGUUAAUAACGUUCUACCGCACGAAUCUGACGACAACGGAGCCAUUAUACCUCCAGAAAAAAAUCUCAUACAAGAGAAUUUGGUACAGGACCCUGAUAACAGCGAUGAAAAGAAGAAGAUCUCAUUUUCGAAGUAUUUGAAAAAGGAUAUCAAAGACAGCAAGGAAGUGAAUGAGGUGAAUGGAAAUGGCAAAAGAGAAUUGUCCCAUGAACCAACUGAAGAGCCCACAGCUAAAAAGAUCAAGAAUGAUAACACAGCUAACAGCGGAUUGAUAUCCAUUCUAAAAAAUGAAAACAGGAAAAAGACAAAAACUGUUUCUGGCAUUAGAUUCAAAGAUGAUUCUAAAUUAGUCACAAUUUUUGGGGAUGGAUUACCGAAUGAUGGGUUGGUUGCCUCUCCAAAACAGCUGAAGAAAAUACUAAAACCUUUCAAAGAUGGUGAACCCGCAGAAAUAAUCCUAGAAGCUUGGAAUGGACAAGGUGCUCAACCAUUGCUCAUCAAUAUCGAAGGUGUAAAAAACUCUGAUAUAUCAGAAUUAAGAGAUGGUCCCGUAAAACUAUCAACGCAGGCCCAUUCUUCAGUAGCCAAGAAUUUUUCUUCUUUCAGCCCUGAUUUAAACAAGCCAGCAUUAGAACCAGUUCAUAUCGAAGACGAAGAUGAUGUGGGUAAGGGAAAAAGGAAGCAAAGAGCCCCCAUAGUGGCUCGUGCAUUUGGUAGAAACUCUUUAUUGCUAAGGAAAGAUAGAGGAGGACUACCAUACAAGAGGGUUCCCGAAGUUCACCCUAACACGUACCCAAUAAGACCAGAUACGUCGGAGAACGAUGAUAACUACGAAGUUCCCACAUAA